Messenger RNA from Phyllostomus hastatus (greater spear-nosed bat), 6746 nucleotides. It is a transcript of the gene SEL1L, whose product is annotated as SEL1L adaptor subunit of ERAD E3 ubiquitin ligase. Gene Ontology annotation, cellular component: endoplasmic reticulum membrane. Gene Ontology annotation, molecular function: protein binding. NCBI's taxonomy places the organism in Eukaryota, Metazoa, Chordata, Mammalia, Chiroptera, Phyllostomidae. The record is from RefSeq and is a predicted model, not a curated record. The transcript is spliced from 21 exons. The coding region runs from base 122 to 2503 and encodes 793 amino acids. Gene Ontology annotation, biological process: ERAD pathway.
GGAAGGGGCGGAGGAAGGAGACUAGAGCAGGAAGAGCAGCGGUUAGGCGGCGGUGGCUGAGUCGGUGGUGGCAGAGGCGAAAGCGACAGCUCCAGGCGGUGGCAGCGGCCCCGAGAGCAGGAUGCGGGUCCAGGGCGGGCUGACGCUGCUGCUCUGUGCGGUGCUGCUGGGCACGGCCUUGGCGAACUCGGAUGAAGAAGGCAGCCAGGAUGAAUCCUUAGAUUCCAAGACUUUGCCGUCAGAGGAGUCGGUAAAGGACCACAGCACAGGAGGCAGAGUGGUAGCUGGUCAGAUAUUUCUUGAUUCAGAAGAAUCAGAAUUGGAAUCCCCCAUUCAGGAGGAGGAAGACAGCCUCCGGAGCCAAGAAGGGGAAAGUGUCGCGGAAGAAAUCAGCUUUCUAGAGUCUUCAAGUCCAGAAAACAAGGAUUAUGAAGAACCAAUGAAAGUACGGAAACCAGUUUUGACUGCCAUCGAAGGCACAGCACAUGGGGAGCCCUGCCACUUCCCUUUCCUUUUCCUGGAUAAGGAAUAUGAUGAGUGCACAUCGGACGGGAGGGAAGACGGCAGACUGUGGUGUGCCACAACCUAUGACUACAAGGCAGAUGAAAAGUGGGGCUUUUGUGAAACUGAAGAAGAGGCGACUAAAAGAAGGCAAAUGCAAGAAGCAGAAAUGAUGUACCAGACUGGGAUGAAAAUCCUCAAUGGAAGCAGUAAGAAGAGCCAAAAAAGAGAAGCAUAUCGGUAUCUUCAGAAGGCAGCAAGCAUGAACCACACGAAGGCUCUGGAGAGAGUGUCAUACGCUCUUUUGUUUGGCGACUACCUGACACAGAACGUCCAGGCAGCUAGAGAGAUGUUUGAGAAGCUGACUGAGGAGGGCUCUCCCAAGGGGCAGACUGCUCUUGGCUUUCUCUAUGCCUCUGGACUUGGUGUUAAUUCAAGUCAGGCAAAGGCCCUUGUAUAUUACACCUUUGGAGCUCUUGGGGGCAACCUAAUAGCCCACAUGAUUUUGGGUUACCGCUACUGGGCCGGCAUCGGAGUUCUGCAGAGCUGCGAGUCCGCACUGACUCAUUACCGCCUCGUUGCCAAUCAUGUUGCUAGUGAUAUCUCGCUGACAGGAGGCUCAGUAGUGCAGAGAAUACGGCUGCCUGAUGAGGUGGAGAAUCCAGGAAUGAACAGUGGAAUGCUAGAAGAAGAUUUGAUUCAGUAUUACCAGUUCCUGGCUGAAAAAGGUGAUGUACAAGCACAGGUUGGUCUGGGACAGCUGCAUCUGCAUGGGGGGCGUGGAGUAGAGCAGAAUCAUCAGCGAGCAUUUGACUACUUCAAUUUAGCCGCGAAUGCUGGCAAUUCACACGCGAUGGCCUUCUUAGGAAAGAUGUAUUCCGAGGGAAGUGACAUCGUGCCUCAGAGUAACGAGACAGCCCUUCACUACUUCAAGAAAGCUGCUGACAUGGGCAACCCAGUUGGACAGAGCGGGCUUGGAAUGGCUUAUCUCUAUGGAAGAGGAGUUCAAGUUAAUUACGAUCUGGCACUGAAGUAUUUUCAGAAAGCUGCCGAACAGGGCUGGGUGGAUGGACAACUACAGCUUGGCUCUAUGUACUAUAAUGGCAUUGGAGUCAAGAGGGAUUACAAACAGGCCUUGAAGUAUUUUAAUUUAGCUUCUCAGGGAGGCCAUAUCUUGGCUUUCUAUAACCUAGCACAGAUGCAUGCCAGUGGCACAGGUGUGAUGCGAUCAUGUCACAAUGCGGUGGAGUUGUUUAAGAAUGUUUGUGAGCGGGGCCGUUGGUCUGAGAGGCUUAUGGCGGCCUAUAACAGCUAUAAAGAAGGCGACUACAACGCCGCAGUGAUCCAGUACCUCCUGCUGGCGGAGCAAGGCUACGAAGUGGCCCAGAGCAACGCGGCCUUCAUUCUUGACCAGAGGGAAGCAACCAUUGUGGGUGAGAAUGAAACGUACCCCAGAGCUCUGCUGCACUGGAACAGGGCCGCCUCUCAAGGUUAUACAGUGGCUAGGAUUAAGCUUGGAGACUACCAUUUCUAUGGAUUUGGCACCGACGUAGAUUACGAAACUGCGUUCAUUCAUUAUCGUCUAGCAUCUGAGCAACAACACAGUGCACAGGCUAUGUUUAAUCUGGGGUACAUGCAUGAGAAAGGACUGGGCAUCAAACAGGAUAUCCACCUUGCAAAACGUUUUUAUGACAUGGCAGCAGAAGCCAGCCCGGAUGCACAAGUACCAGUCUUCCUAGCGCUCUGCAAACUGGGUGUCGUCUACUUCUUGCAGUACGUACGGGAAACAAAUAUUCGAGAUAUAUUCACCCAGCUUGAUAUGGACCAGCUUUUGGGGCCGGAGUGGGACCUUUACCUCAUGACCAUCAUCGCGCUGCUGUUGGGAACAGUCAUAGCUUACAGGCAGAGGCAGCACCAAGACAUGCCUGCCCCCAGGCCGCCGGGGCCACGGCCAGCACCGCCGCAGCAGGAGGGGCCACCAGAGCAACAGCCGCCACAGUAACAGCCGCCGUGUCCAGCCCUGGUCAGUGACAAGCAAGGAGAUUGUUUGCAGAGAACACCUGCAUUUGAUUUGGGACUUUGGAUCAGUGGCCACCUCCCGAAAGAGGCACAAGGAAGCAUUGAAUUCCUAAAGCUGCUUAGAAUCUGAUGCCUUUAUUUUCAGGGAUAAGUAACUCUUACCUAAACUGAGUUGAAUGUUUCAAUGCCGUUUGGAAUAACAACUCUCAAUGGCUCUCCCUCCCCCCCUACCCCACCCCCUGGAAACAUGUGAGACACUUAGAGUAAUGUCCACUGUCUCCAGCUGUCUUUCCCGGGUCCUUUCGGUCCUCCUCUCCGUGUGCGUGAGUUCUCCGGUCAGCCUUCUCGAAGGACUUGUGCAUCGACACUAACGCCUGAUCUGUGCGGAAAGGAAGCCCCGGUUAGUUGCAAGUUUAACCUUAACGUGUUUGGAAAGUCUGAAACUAGAACUUGCCUUUUAAGUUACAAAAAAAAAAGUCUUCAAAGUGUAUCAGAAUGCCCAAACAGAAACUUUUACCAGUUCAUAUGCAAGUAUACAUAUUCAGCAUCUUUCUUAUUUUAAAAGGGAAGGAAGGGAAGUUUCUGACCGUUGGUCACUGUCGUGGUUUACACCAUACUUCUCUCCUUCAGAGACGGAAAGGCCGUGUUAACGAGUUGUGUGUGAACUUCAUUUCUUUGGAAUGGAAUGCAUAGAAAACAUUGUGAACUGACUCCCUGAGCUAACAUGUGCGUUUGCCCCACCUGCUUAAUGUGAUGUGUUUGUUUUGACUAUGCAAAGCCUUGGUCUGGAAGCCAGAGGAUGGACUAGAUGGGAGAAAUUAGAAAGCAAUAUUAUAGAACCCUGUGUGGGGUACCAAGAUCCUAGAUGUACUUUCCCCCAAGAGUCAAAGCAUUUGUUACCAGGAUUUCUUUAGUUUGCAUUUCUUUUCACAAAAGAACAGGUCCCCCUCCUGAGUUCUCUGGUAUGAAACACCGUUGCCCACGUCCGGCCUGCAGUGCCCACUGUUGCUGCACUAAAGCGGCACCACACGCUAAAACUGAGAGUCCGAGACGCGUGAAGCUCAGGGGUUGAGGAAGGCCAAAGCCUGUUUACGCUGUCCAGGUAGAUUUUUAUUUCUGCAGUUUGACGUUCCAGUAGAAAGUCCGUCGUUUGCUUAGCUGUCCUGUUCACCACCCUCCCACUGUGAGCACAGGCAAAUCAAGGCUAUUGCACUUGAGAACUGUCUGGGUACAUUGUAUGGAAAACAACAGUGGAAAAAAGCUCAAGGACGUCACAUACCCUACAAAUGAAAAAAACAAACUGGGGAUUUGCAUUUCUUUUCAGUGUCAGGUGGGGGGAUUCACCAGCCUGUCUUUAGUUUGAGGCUACGUUUGUGGGUGAGCAGGGCUUUCUAGGUCUUUGACUGCAGUCUGUUUAAAUUAACCUUUUACUCUCUCUCCGUAGUCCCUCAUCUGCCGGAAGACUUGAAGAGUUUAUGACCUGUAGAGUUGUAAGACUUUGGUUCUUGCAGUUGGGAUUGUAUUUAGAACUAGAUUUAAUUAGUCUAUAAUCAACAUGAAGGCUUCAAAUGUGAAGUUGUCUGCUUUGGUUGUUUAGAGUGUUACGAGAAACCUGGUAAGCAAAACUUCCUCCCAGAUAAUUGCUUCCAAAUUUGAAGAGGUGGUCACAGCGAGAACCCUGUGUCCAAAAGCUCAUCUGAACGGUAGGAAAUACUACCCUCAGAAAGUAUAAUGCCGCUAGGGGCAGCUCUCGUAACUACUACGGCGUGUUUGGUCUCGUGCACUGAGACGAGAGAUUCGCGUGCAGUUGGGGGGCUCUGUGGGCGUCCUCCCUGCCCUUCAGAAUCCGCACGGCCCUUGUAGCGGUUACACUUCAUUUCGAAGGAAUUGUUUUCAUUGAUUUAAAGUUAAAAAUCUCUAAGAUGACUCAACUUCCAUUUUUUCCCCUCUACCAUCCACCUAAUUUCUUCUUUAGCAGAAUUUUUAUCUACCUUUACUUCCCUCCAUCAGUACCUUAAAAAAGUAAGGCGUGUAACUGCGCACUACUACCAGAAGCCGGAUGGGAAAGGGCAGGCUUGUUCUUCAUGCAAUAACUAACUUCCUACCAGUUUACCACUUGCCGUGCCCUUUUUAUUACUAAUAUUCCAAAUAUCCCUUUCCCAGCUUUUUUCCACUUCCCGUUUUACCCUGGGUCUUUUGCUACUGGAAAUUUGAAUGGUGUAUUUAAAAUAACUUAGUUCCUAUGGCUUUGAUGCCAGUCCUGUGACUGUCUCAACAUACCCUGCUCCCACCCAGUCGGGUGGCUCAGUUAGUUGGAGCAGUGUCCCGUACACCAAAAGGUUGUGGGUUCAGUUUCCUGGUCAGGGCACGUACCUAGGUUGCAGGUUUGAUCCCUGGUUGGGGCACAUAUGGGAGGCAACUAAUUGAUGUUUCUCUCACAUCAGUGAUCCUCUCCCUCUCCCUUUCCUUCUCUCUAAAAAAAUCAAUAAGCAUACCCUCAGGUGAGGAUUAAAAAAAAAAACGAAACAAAACUCUUUUCACUAUACCUAAGCAAAUAGGGACUGGGUUUGAUGUUUCUCCUAAAAUAAUGCUCAAUACUUAACCUAAUCAAAUGGCAUCCAUUUGAAUAAAAUGACAGUAACUAAAGCUCGUUAAUGUCAGUGACAUUAAACUAACUCCAGGAUUUGGGAGUUUUAAUGUUAGCUUUCAGAGGCAGCAGAUAGAGCGCGGCCUCGUUUCCCCAUGGUAGCCGUGUCCCCUGCCCCUCCUCUCCGCCGCCUGCCUGCCUGCCUGCCUGCCUGCGCGGGUGCCGCCGGGAGUAGCCCUCUACGUAGGUGAGCCUCGCUCAUGCAUUCGGUUGUUGUUUAGUCAACUCUUUCAGUCUUUUUUUGCUUCCAUCUUAUGUUGCAAAGGUACCAAUGAUAUUUGUUUGUUCCUUUUUGUGUUGGAAGUUUUUGUUUCUGUUUUCUGAGUGAGGCUUAUAUUAUUUUUGGUUAACAUGCAAAGGCACAGAAAGAGUAAUACAAAACUCCUUUUUCAAAGUUCAUUAUUUAACACUUAAAUGAGACAAACUUGCAUUAAUCUUAAUACUCUUCACGAUGUGUCACCCUCGUGCACAUGAGGUGAAUGGGUAAGAGUUUUACUGCCGAGCUGUUUUGUCUGUACUGUUGGGACGUUUUAGAAACUUUCACUGUGAUCUGCUGAUGAUCGGAUGCUUUAUUUAAUUCAAGAGCUGCUCUUGCCUCCAAGAAACUAAAGGAUUUCUUUUUUUUUUUGCUUUGUUUUCCCCCCUUUGCUCCUCAUGUUUGUUCUUUAAACCAGUGCUGUGGAAGCACGCAUGCAAGCCCAUGAAGGGAGACACAGCUCUUCUUUGUGUGUGUAGCACUUGUAUCAUUGUCUGGCUACAUCUGGGAAACGCUCCCUUCACAGAGGUUUGGACUGACAUUUCACAUGCUCUUCAAAACAGAACGCUUCAGAUGAAACAGACCCUUUGCCUGCCGGGAAGAGCAGCACGGGCCACACCUGGCCCAGUGACAACUAGUGUUUGUCUGAAAGUGAGUUUAAUGUAUGUUGCACAAUAUUAUGACUAGAGAUGUGCAAGAAAAAAAUCAAAGCAAAAGAAACUUCUAUUUUCGUGAAGAUAUUUUUUAUCAGUCAUUGCUCUCAAAUAUAAAUGAAAUUAUAAAUUUCUGAGUACCAUAUUGUCUGAUGUGCUACCUGACUUUUAAUAUGUAGUAGUCAUUGAAAAGAAGCUAAAUUUCUCCUUCUACUUGUAUUUCAAGAAAAUUUAAAGUAUCCCAAGUAGAAAAGAUGUCUAUUUUAAAGUGACAGUUUGCACAGGAAAAACCCUGAUUUCGUGCGCAUGAGAAGGAUGCCUGGGCCGUGCGUGUGCGAGGAGUCACCACCCGCGCGCCGUGUCUCCUAUUUGGAAUGACGCGCAAGCUGACACUGUGCUCUGUGAUUGAAAAAGAUCAAUGUCGAUACGAUCAAGGUAUAACCACUAUCAAUAUUUAGAAGUUUUAAAAAACCGUAAGUUGGCAUUGGAAGGAACACCAUGGUAGACUUUUUUGUAAAUUUAUUUUGUAUUUAAUUAAAUACAGUAUAAAGGCUGGUGAAGUGUAAUAUAAUUGUGUAAACAAAUCCUGUUAAUAGAGAGAUGUACAGAUUUGUUUUGUACUGUAUCUUGAAACUUGUGAAAUAAAGAUUCCACCUCUGGUUAUCUUGUA